Ficedula albicollis (Collared flycatcher) is the source of this 2340-nucleotide messenger RNA. RefSeq names its product bone morphogenetic protein 2 (gene BMP2). Gene Ontology annotation, molecular function: cytokine activity; BMP receptor binding; growth factor activity. Gene Ontology annotation, cellular component: extracellular region. The transcript has 4 exons. The record is from RefSeq and is a predicted model, not a curated record. NCBI's taxonomy places the organism in Eukaryota, Metazoa, Chordata, Aves, Passeriformes, Muscicapidae. Bases 1 to 1245 code for a protein of 414 amino acids. Gene Ontology annotation, biological process: BMP signaling pathway; SMAD protein signal transduction; negative regulation of transcription by RNA polymerase II.
AUGGAAACGUUGAUCUCGGAGCAGGAGAUCCUACAGAAGGCAGCAAACACCAUGCUGGAGAAGGUGGGUUAUGGGAGAGCCUUCCAGGAGACACAGGGGGACGUAGCAGGAUAUGUAUUUUCCUCCUUCCCCUUCUUCCACCCCGCCGAGGGAAAACAGCUCUCCUUUUCCCUCGCUGAGGGAAGCCGCUGCCCCGCCGCGGGGGAAGCGGAGCCGGCCCGGAGCCCCCGCGGCUCGGCUCAGCGGGGUGUGUGGGGGGAAGCCCGGGGGUCGGGACGGGAGCUCGGCGGGGAGCUGGCUCUGCUGAGCAGCCGCCCCUUCCCUUGCCCCGGGGCGCUGGGAUUCCCGCUGGAGCGGGCGGCCAGCCGCGCCAACACCGUCCGCAGCUUCCACCACGAAGAAGUUUUGGAAGAACUGCCAGAAACGAGUGGGAAAACAGCACGGCGUUUCUUCUUUAAUUUAACUUCCAUCCCUAAUGAGGAGUCUAUCACCUCAGCUGAACUCCAAAUUUUUCGGCAACAAGUGCACGGAGCCUUUGAGAACAACAGCAGCUACCAUCACCGUAUUAAUAUUUAUGAAAUUAUAAAGCCAGCCACAGCCACCUCUAAGGACCCUGUCACAAGACUUUUGGACACCAGGUUGGUGCAUCAUAAUGCAAGUAAAUGGGAAAGUUUUGAUGUAACGCCAGCUGUUUUGAGGUGGAUUGCACAUGGACAACCUAAUCAUGGGUUUGUGGUAGAGGUGGUUCACUUGGACAAAGAGAACAGUGCCUCCAAGAGGCACGUUAGGAUUAGCAGGUCUUUACAUCAGGAUGAAGAUAGCUGGUCUCAGCUCAGGCCAUUGUUAGUGACGUUUGGGCAUGAUGGCAAGGGACACCCGCUCCAUAAAAGAGAAAAGCGUCAAGCGAAACACAAACAGCGUAAACGCCACAAAUACAGUUGCAAAAGGCAUCCCUUGUAUGUGGACUUCAAUGAUGUGGGGUGGAAUGACUGGAUUGUUGCCCCGCCGGGGUAUAGUGCCUUUUACUGCCAUGGGGAAUGUCCUUUUCCUCUGGCAGAUCAUCUAAACUCAACAAACCAUGCCAUUGUUCAGACUUUGGUCAAUUCAGUGAAUUCCAAAAUCCCCAAGGCUUGCUGUGUGCCGACAGAACUGAGUGCUAUUUCCAUGCUCUACCUUGAUGAAAAUGAAAAAGUUGUAUUAAAGAACUAUCAAGAUAUGGUUGUGGAGGGUUGUGGGUGCCGCUGACACAGCAAAUAUAUUAGACAAAUGCAAAAAAAAAAAAAAAUAGCUGACACUUUAAUAUUUCCCAAUGAAGACUUUAUUUAUGUAAUGAAAUGGAAAGAAAAAAAACACAACUAUUUUGAAAAUAUAUUUAUGUCUACAAAAAAGUUGGGAAAACAAAUAUUUUAAUCAGAGAAAUAUUCCUUUAAAGAUUUUAAAUGUAUUUUAGUUGUACAUUUUAUAUGGGUUUAACCCCAGCACAUGAAGUAUAAUGGUCAGAUUCUUAUUUUGUAUUUAUUUACUAUUAUAACCACUUUUUAGAAGAAUAGCUAAUUUGUAUUUAUAUGUAAUCAAAAAAGAAAAAAAUAUAGGGUUUGUACAUAAUUUUCCAAAAUUGUAGCUGUUUCAAUUGUGUGUAUUUAAGUUGAAAAGAACACAUGGAAGGUUACUAUGGCAAAGUGCAUAGCACAUUUGCUUUCUGCUGUGCUACUGUUAAGGUCACAAGUUCAAGUCCAGAAAAAAGUGGAUAAUCCACUCUGCUGACUUUCAAGAUUAUAUUGUACAAUUCUCAGGAAUGCUGCAGGGUGGGCUGUCCAAUCCAUGAGAACUGGCAUCCUCUUUAGGUGGAACAUUUGGAUAAGAACCAGACGUUGCUGAUCUAGUAUAAAUACUGCUAUUCCCAACUAAUUUGCAGUGUGAAUAUAAGGGCCAAUAGAAAUCCUAUGGGAGGUGGGGGUGGGGGAAGACUGAAUCCUUUCUAGACCUACAGAAAAGUGAAUGUUUGAUGUUUCCUUUAAAAGUCCUUCCUUUAAAAGUCCUGGCCAAAUAUAAAAUAAAAACUAAAAUGUCAUCCUUUUUUUUUGUGAUUAUCUAUGCUAAAGAGGAAUACUUACCUAAUUUGUACUGGCCCUUGUCUUUAACAGUUGGAAAAGCCUUGCAUACUUCCUCACCUCAGAUGAGAGCUCACUUCUGUGGAGUGUUACAGUGAAAUUAAUCUGCAAUAUUUGCCCUACAUACAGCAAGCAGUGUUCAUAUGCAGCCUCCUCUCUAACCUCAGCUGAUGGUUUUGCUGUUUGGCAGAUUAGCCUCUCUUCAUUUCCAGGGUUUUGUGUUGGAAAC